Arabidopsis thaliana (thale cress) is the source of this 1228-nucleotide messenger RNA. Its product is annotated as basic helix-loop-helix (bHLH) DNA-binding superfamily protein. The transcript is spliced from 4 exons. Gene Ontology annotation, molecular function: DNA-binding transcription factor activity; protein dimerization activity. NCBI's taxonomy places the organism in Eukaryota, Viridiplantae, Streptophyta, Magnoliopsida, Brassicales, Brassicaceae. Gene Ontology annotation, cellular component: nucleus. Gene Ontology annotation, biological process: regulation of DNA-templated transcription; regulation of transcription by RNA polymerase II. The coding region runs from base 112 to 777 and encodes 221 amino acids. The record is from RefSeq and is marked reviewed.
UUAAGGCACCAUCAUUCAACAAGUAAACAAUAAAGGAAAUUAAAUUAUCACAAGACAGAACCACAAAAUCCUUUGGAGAUCUGACACUGGUAAAGCUCAAAGUGUCAAACUAUGGAUCCUUAUAAGAAUCUUAAUCCAAAAGGUUACCAGAGACAGAGACCGUUUAGCUCAGCCGGCGAGAGUGGCGGCAGCGGCGGCUCCGGUACGGCCCAUGAAACAGAUGACAAUAAGAAGAAGAAGAAGCUUCUCCACCGCGACAUCGAACGCCAAAGAAGACAAGAAAUGGCUACACUCUUUGCUACUCUUCGUACUCACUUACCUCUUAAAUACAUCAAGGGAAAAAGAGCUGUGUCGGAUCAUGUAAAUGGAGCGGUAAAUUUCAUUAAGGACACGGAAGCACGGAUUAAAGAACUUAGUGCAAGAAGAGACGAGUUAAGUAGAGAAACCGGCCAAGGAUAUAAAUCGAAUCCGGAUCCAGGAAAAACUGGAUCCGAUGUAGGCAAAUCGGAGCCGGCGACUGUGAUGGUGCAACCACACGUGAGCGGUUUAGAAGUGGUAGUGAGCAGCAACUCCUCAGGCCCCGAAGCUUUGCCACUAUCAAAAGUGCUCGAGACAAUUCAGGAGAAAGGGCUUGAAGUCAUGAGCUCCUUCACUACAAGAGUCAAUGAUAGGCUCAUGCACACUAUUCAAGUAGAGGUUAAUAGUUUCGGAUGCAUAGACUUAUUAUGGUUGCAGCAGAAGCUAGUUGAGGAUUUGAUACUUUCGACGGGGUACUAAUCAUGCAGAAACAUACCAUUCGUAGUCCUAAAGAACUUCCUCAUCAAAAAAUCAAAGUCUUCUUGAAAUUUCGUUAUGAGAGCAAGGUGCAUAGGUGUUAAAGUUCAUUCAUGGAUUGAGGUGUAGCUUUGGUUUAAACAAGUUCAAGUGACUUCAUGGGGUAGAUCAUAACUUCACCAUGAUUCGCCGCCGUAAAGACCAAGGGUCUGAUGUUUUCAGUAGAGAUUUUUUUUUUCUCACGGGCAAGCCAUUUUUUUGUUUCCCUUUCAUUAUAACAUUUUGUAUCACUCCAUUGUUAGGUUUUCUUGGGUUUUCUCGUAUGGAAAAUAAGUUUUUCUGUAAUACAUAUCCAUGAAUCAUUUAGACCUGUAUUAGAAGGAAAAUCCGGAAGGGCAUAGUAAAAUAAAGGCCAAUACAAUAGCAUAAUAUAUAUAUAUCGCCUAGUUCUAAC